AUGUACUUCAGUGAAUUUCACAACGAACAGCUCGGAGAGCCCCAAUUGACACUUACUACACAACUUCGCCAGAAAUGCGGGAUACUGUUCAGUAUUAUUUCAGGUAUCUUCCAGGUGUCAAUCAGCUGCUCUGAAGCCUUUUUUGUGCUCAGAACGUAUGCACUCUGGAACAAUAAUAAAAUCAUACUUGUAGCCAUGCUGUCCACCCUUCUUGCUGUUGCCCUAGCUUCCAUCGGCAGUCGUUUUACAAAUAUUGCCUCCUCACAUAUUACGACUAGCGCGAUCCUAGGCAUCCCAGGCUGCUAUUGGAGCUCACCUGGUGUCCAAUUCUUGUCGUUUGUUCUCUUGUUUAUGUUUCAACUAGUACUGGCCUCCCUCACACUUGUGCGUGUAAUACAGAGCUGGCGGACAGCCAGGAGCCAUCUGUAUGCCGUCCUGGUGAAACACAACAUGUUUUACUACGCAUGCGGUCUGUUUUUCUCGGGCAUGAACGCCAUCGUGCCAAAACUGUUUUCCGAUGUGCGUAAACCUCCCAAUGCUCUUCAAUAUGACCGAGUUGUUGAUUCUCUGCACACGCAGUCUGCAUACUAUGCCAUCUUCGAAGAUUUUCAGGUCUUUAUCCUUGCGAUCCUGGCUACACGCAUGCAUCUUCAUCUCUGGCAUAUCGACCGGGACGUGCACGGCUCCGACGCCCUCAUAUAUGUGUCGAUGUCCGACAUGUCACCUGCAGACCUUACAGUGUGA
Messenger RNA from Suillus subaureus, 744 nucleotides. RefSeq lists its product as uncharacterized. The transcript has 9 exons. The record is from RefSeq and is a predicted model, not a curated record. Lineage: Eukaryota; Fungi; Basidiomycota; Agaricomycetes; Boletales; Suillaceae. The coding region runs from base 1 to 744 and encodes 247 amino acids.